AGCGGCUGGGGGGGCGUGACCAGGCUGGGUGCGCGGGCGCGCGUGAGCGCAGCCCCACGUGCCGUCCCAGUCCGCCUGGCCCUCCGCCUGCCCCGAUGCCGGGUCCGGCCUGGCCAUGAGCGCGAGCUCAGUGCGGGCGCGCUACCUCGUGUACUUCCAGUACUUGGGCACGGACUUUAACGGGGUCGCGGCAGUCAGGGGCGCCCAGCACGCCAUCGGAGUCCAGAACUACCUGGAGGAGGCCGCAGAGCGGCUGAACUCGGUGGUGCCGGUAAAGUUCACUAUCUCCAGCCGCACGGAUGCUGGGGUCCAUGCCCUGAGCAACGCGGCGCACCUGGACGUCCAGCGCCGCUCAGGCCGGCCCCCCUUCUCCCCUGAAGUCCUGACGCAAGCCCUCAACACCCACCUGAGGCACCCGGCCAUCCGGGUACUGCAGGCCUUCCGUGUGCCCAGCCACUUCCAUGCCCGCCACGCAGCCACGUCCAGGACCUACCUGUACCGCCUGGUUACCGGCUGCCGCAGGCCUGACCAGCUGCCCGUGUUUGAACGAAACCGGUGCUGGGCGCUUCGGGCUGACUGCUUAGACGUGGCUGCCAUGCGGGAGGCCGCCCAGCACCUCCUGGGGACACAUGAUUUCAGGGCCUUCCAGUCGGCUGGCAGCCCGGCCACCAGCCCGGUGCGCACCCUGCGCCGAGCCUCCGUGUCCCCCGACCCUGCCAGCAGCCCAUUUGUCCUCCCCGAGGAGAGCAGGCGGUUGCGGUUCUGGAGCCUGGAGUUUGAGAGCCAGUCCUUCCUAUACAGACAGGUGCGGAGAAUGACAUCUGUGCUGGUGGCCGUGGGGCUGGGGGCUUUGAUGCCUGCUCAGGUGAAGGUGAUUCUGGAGAGCCAGGACCCCCUGGGCAGGCACCAGAGCCGUGUGGCUCCCGCCCACGGCUUGUUCCUGAAGGCGGUGCUCUACGAGGGCUUCGGUAAGAGGUGGUGGUGUGGAGAGGUCCCUGCUUGUCCCCCGUUGACUGACAGCCCCCUCCCAAGGCUGAGUCCUUGCCGCGGGAGAGGCUCUCAGUGGCAGUGCUGUCCCAGCAGCUGGGACUCCAGCCUGUGGCCAAGAGGAAAGCCAGAGCCCAGCAGCCCAAGCCCCAGCCUAGCCCUGUGGGGAGGGAGGCUGAGAAGGCGUUCCAGAAGGCAGCAGAGGGUAGAGAGGGGCUUGAACUCUGGGGCGAAGGCAGGGGGCUCUGCAGUCCUGCUGAAGGCUCUGGCCUGGCCCCUGCAGAGACUGUCAUGCCCCCAGGAUGACCUGGGGUCUGUUCACAGGUCCCGCCUCUAUGUGCCCUCAGAGUCCACAGCACGGAGGUCACAGGUGACCCCUGAUACGCAGCAAGGUCAGGGCAGCCGUGGCACGCUAGGCCCAGCUGCUGGACGCUGCCCAGCUCUGUACACCACCGUGCAUCACACAGGGACCACGGCAGGCCCCACGCCUCCUGUCAGCCUGGACCUGCCACAAGUCCCCGCCUGCCCGGGUGGGCUGCCAGAGGUGGGGUGCAGGAGACAAGCGCAAGCACCGGAAAGCGAGACACCCAAACAGCCUGUGGUGGUUUUUACUGUAAAUCAACACCCCAGGAGCACCCCCCCCUUCUCCUGGGAGCCCAGGAGCAGAAAUAAAAGGUGAAAAGCCCCCCAGGUCCAUUUCUUUCUUCGGCCAAAAGCAGCCACUGGGGCAGGUGCGUGGCACUGUGGUCUCUGCACAGAUGAGGGUCGUAGCCAGCUGUGGGCUCCACACCCGAGGACACAGGGAAGACCCAGGGUGCACACGGUCCUGGCAGCGGGGCCUCAGCUGGCCUGGGGCAGGCCCUUCUUGAGCAGAGACGUGAGAUAGCUUCCCAGCUCCUCGUCCUGCAGCCACAGG
Molecule: messenger RNA, 1903 nt
Organism: Eubalaena glacialis (North Atlantic right whale)
Lineage: Eukaryota; Metazoa; Chordata; Mammalia; Artiodactyla; Balaenidae
Gene: PUSL1
Product: pseudouridine synthase like 1
Exons: 7
Coding region: 116-1666 (516 amino acids)
Biological process (GO): tRNA pseudouridine synthesis
Molecular function (GO): RNA binding; pseudouridine synthase activity
Source: RefSeq, a predicted model, not a curated record